CGAGGAUACGCUCUCUUCCUCACUGACUCACUCCCUAUUUCUCCUCAACGAUGUCAGACCACCGACUCCUCCUCAAGUUUGAUAUCGACGUCUCCACCAUGGCUGUCCCCCGCGUCGACAGUCCUAAGCUCCACCCCCUCGAGUACCAGCAACUUCUAGAGGACACAGACUCGCUGCUUCAAUCGCUUUAUAGCGUGACCAGUCCCAGUACGAAUGCUGCACAAAACAAAAAGACUGCGACCGAAAUCGCUAAAACGAAGGCCGAUAAACGUCGAGAUUCCUAUCGACAGCGGAUCAAAGUGGAGCGAGAAACCUUACGCUUUCAGAAAGCAGAGCUGAGUCGAAAACUUGCGCUCUUGAAGAAGCAAAGGAUUGAACAGAAGGCGCCCACUAUACUCGGAAAUUCGCUGAAUGCGAUAGCGUGGAAAACAAUUGCGAUGAGACAAUAUGAGGCAAGGAGAGAAGCUGAAGCGCUGCGAAAAGCUCUGCGAGCUGAAGUUACAAGACGAGCAUUAGUGAUUCGAGACAUCCAAGGUGUUAUGCGGAAACGAAGUAGAGGCGCGCACAAAGAGGUUGAUGACCUGCUGGAAGCAGUGGAGACGAAGCCAAGAUCCAGUACCAGAGAUGGCACCCUCUUUAACGCGUAUUUCGCAAGCCUGGAGACUCUCUACGGCAAGUUGGACGAAGUGUUCGAAGAGGCCGGAAUAAACUCGAGACCGGCGUCGGGGAAGAUGUUGGGCGGAGAACCAGCAAGGAAAAUGCACGGGGAGACACCAUACCUCGAGAAUAUUGGGGUGACAAAAGUACCUUUCAACUAUCAGAGGACAUGUGAGGCGGUGUGGGAGUUGCUGUCUGCGCAGCAUCGGCAGGAUGAACGGUCCGACUACUAUGGUUUACCCUGCGCGGAGAAUGCAAAGGCAUUUCAAUAUUGCUCCUCUCUUAGACGGGAAAACGGUGCGGUGCUACGUUUAAAGACGCAUCAGGUCUCACGACAGUACAUUGAGAACUCCCGAAUGGUGGUAGUCUGGCGUGCGCUUUCGGAAGCAGCAGAGGAAUUCCCUGGUUUGAAUAUGGACGAGACAGGAUGGUGCGUUAUUCAUGCGCCAACAAGCGACUCCGAUUGCUCGAAAGAUUCAACUUCGACGCUUGUGCAGGCCUGUAUUCGUCUAACACCAAUGUACCAUUGCAAACCCUGCGGGAGCGAGCAGAGAAGAAAGCUUGAUCAAUUCAUGGAACUGUCUGCUAAGUCAGUCGCUGAAGACAACAUGGAAAUCGAGUAUAUGAUGGAGAGGUUAUUGCUGGAUGAAGCGCUGUCCACGGAUGGGUUGGCUGUCGACGAGGAAGGCAACUUGGCUUUGGGAGGGUUUUAACAGCGAACAAUUAGUGCUGCAACGACGUGCGAUGCUUGAACCUGUCCAUACGUCAUGCUCUUAGAUAGAAAAUCAAUGCUGCUGCGUUUGCUUGCUGUAGCGUGAUGUUUCAUCAUCAACAUGCGAAAACGGCACCCGUCCAGGAAGAACGAUAGUCGGGAUCUCGAUUAGAUCUCCAAAUACUAGAUAUUGUCGAUGUUUAAAAAAAUGUUUUUAGAGUGCUGUA
This is a messenger RNA of Phytophthora nicotianae INRA-310, 1596 nucleotides long. RefSeq lists its product as hypothetical. NCBI's taxonomy places the organism in Eukaryota, Oomycota, Peronosporomycetes, Peronosporales, Peronosporaceae. The transcript has a single exon. Bases 51 to 1370 code for a protein of 439 amino acids. The record is from RefSeq and is a predicted model, not a curated record.